Grammomys surdaster is the source of this 6059-nucleotide messenger RNA. It is a transcript of the gene Prp4k, whose product is annotated as pre-mRNA processing factor 4B. The record is from RefSeq and is a predicted model, not a curated record. Gene Ontology annotation, molecular function: protein serine/threonine kinase activity; ATP binding. Bases 122 to 3145 code for a protein of 1007 amino acids. Lineage: Eukaryota; Metazoa; Chordata; Mammalia; Rodentia; Muridae. Gene Ontology annotation, biological process: peptidyl-threonine phosphorylation; peptidyl-serine phosphorylation; mRNA cis splicing, via spliceosome. The transcript has 19 exons.
GCUGCUUUUCUCUACGUGCUUUGCACAUGCGCGACUGCUUUUCCCUUCUUCCUCCGCUUCCACUGGCGUCCACGGUUCGCGGAGCCGCCGCCAGCGCCGCGGAGAAGUCAGGAAGUUCAAGAUGGCCGCCACGGAGACCCCUUCGCUGCGGGAGCAAUCUGAGAUGGAUGAUGCUGAUAAUUCUGAAAAGAGUGUAAAUGAAGAAAAUGGAGAGGUAUCGGAAGACCAAUCUCAAAAUAAACACAGUCGUCACAAAAAAAAGAAGCAUAAACACAGAAGUAAACAUAAGAAACAUAAACAUUCCUCAGAAGAAGAUAGGGAUAAAAAACACAAGCAUAAGCAUAAGCAUAAGAAACACAAACGAAAAGAAGUUAUUGAUGCUUCUGACAAAGAAGGCCUGUCCCCUGCAAAAAGAACUAAACUUGAUGAUUUAGCUUUGCUGGAAGACUUGGAGAAACAGAGAGCCUUGAUCAAAGCUGAGCUUGAUAAUGAGUUGAUGGAGGGCAAGGUACAGUCUGGAAUGGGGCUCAUUUUGCAAGGCUAUGAGUCUGGCUCCGAAGAAGAAGGAGAGAUUCAUGAAAAGGCAAGGAAUGGAAAUAGGUCCAGUACCAGGUCUUCCAGUACACGGGGAAAACUUGAAAUUACAGACAACAAAAAUAGUGCAAAAAAACGAAGUAAGAGCAGAUCCAAAGAACGGACUAGGCAUAGGUCAGACAAGAGGAAAAGCAAGUUAGCUGUGGAAAUGGUGAGAGAGAAAGCAAACAGGAGCAAGUCCAAGGAGAGGAGAAAGUCGAAAAGUCCAUCCAAAAGAAGCAAGUCUCAAGACCAAGCAAGAAAGUCAAAGUCCCCUACCCUUAGACGGCGGUCCCAAGAGAAAGUGGGGAAGGCCAGAUCUCCUACUGAUGAGAAGAUUAAGAGUGAAGAGAAAGGUAAAAUAAAGGAUCGGAAAAAGUCACCAGUUGUAAAUGAAAGAAGUCGAGAUAGAGCUAAAAAAUCCAAGUCCCCAGUUGACUUAAGAGAUAAAUCCAAAGACAGAAGGUCAAGGUCCAAAGAGCGGAAGUCAAAACGAUCUGAAAUUGACAAAGAAAAGAAGCCAAUUAAGUCACCUUCAAAAGAUGCUUCUUCUGGGAAGGAAAAUAGGUCACCCAGUAGAAGACCUGGCCGUAGUCCUAAAAGAAGAAGUUUGUCUCCAAAACAACGAGACAAGUCAAGAAGAAGUAGGUCUCCGCUUCUCAAUGACAGAAGAUCUAAACAGAGCAAAUCACCUUCUCGAACUCUGUCUCCAGGCAGAAGGGCCAAAAGCCGGUCCUUAGAAAGGAAACGGAGAGAACCAGAGAGGAGACGACUUUCUUCUCCAAGAACACGACCUCGUGAUGAUCUCCUUGGCAGAUGCGAACGAUCGAAAGACGCCAGCCCCAUCAAUCGGUGGUCUCCAGCCCGAAGGAGAAGUAGGUCUCCCAUUAGAAGGCGAUCCCGUUCUCCACUGAGACGCAGCAGGUCUCCUAGAAGAAGAAGCAGGUCUCCUCGGAGAAGAGAUAGGAGUCGAAGGAGCAGGUCACGUUUGAGAAGAAGGUCUCGAUCACGGGGUGGUCAUAGGAGAAGGAGCAGAAGCAAAGUAAAGGAAGAUAAAUUUAAAGGAAGUCUCUCGGAAGGAAUGAAAGUUGAGCAAGAGUCUUCAUCUGAUGAUAACCUUGAAGAUUUUGAUGUGGAGGAAGAAGAUGAAGAGGCUCUGAUAGAACAGAGACGGAUACAGAGGCAAGCGAUUGUUCAGAAAUACAAAUAUCUUGCUGAAGAUAGCAAUAUAUCUGUGCCAUCUGAGCCAAGCAGCCCCCAGAGCAGCACAAGAUCACGAUCUCCUUCACCAGAUGACAUCUUGGAGCGGGUGGCUGCUGACGUAAAAGAAUAUGAGCGGGAGAAUGUUGACACCUUUGAAGCCUCAGUAAAAGCCAAGCAUAAUCUAAUGACUGUUGAGCAGAAUAAUGGUUCAUCUCAAAAGAAGCUUUUAGCACCUGAUAUGUUUACAGAAUCUGAUGAUAUGUUUGCUGCUUAUUUUGAUAGUGCUCGUCUCCGGGCUGCUGGCAUUGGGAAAGAUUUCAAAGAGAAUCCCAACCUCAGAGAUAAUUGGACAGAUGCGGAAGGGUAUUACCGUGUGAACAUUGGGGAAGUCCUAGAUAAGCGUUACAAUGUGUAUGGCUACACUGGGCAGGGUGUAUUCAGCAAUGUUGUGCGAGCCAGGGAUAAUGCAAGAGCCAAUCAGGAAGUGGCUGUAAAGAUCAUCAGGAACAAUGAACUCAUGCAAAAGACUGGUUUAAAAGAACUAGAGUUCUUGAAAAAACUUAAUGAUGCUGAUCCUGAUGACAAGUUCCAUUGCUUACGCCUCUUCAGACACUUUUACCAUAAGCAGCAUCUCUGUCUCGUGUUUGAGCCUCUCAGUAUGAAUUUGAGAGAAGUAUUAAAAAAAUAUGGUAAGGAUGUUGGUCUUCAUAUUAAGGCUGUGCGAUCGUACAGUCAGCAGUUGUUCCUGGCAUUGAAACUCCUUAAAAGAUGUAAUAUCCUCCAUGCAGAUAUCAAACCAGAUAAUAUUCUGGUUAAUGAAUCUAAAACAAUUUUAAAGCUUUGUGAUUUUGGAUCGGCUUCACAUGUUGCAGAUAAUGACAUAACGCCUUAUCUUGUCAGUAGAUUUUAUCGUGCUCCGGAGAUCAUUAUAGGUAAAAGCUAUGACUAUGGUAUCGAUAUGUGGUCUGUAGGUUGUACCUUAUAUGAACUCUAUACUGGAAAAAUCUUAUUUCCUGGCAAAACUAAUAACCAUAUGUUGAAGCUCGCCAUGGACCUUAAAGGAAAAAUGCCAAAUAAGAUGAUCCGGAAAGGUGUAUUCAAAGAUCAACAUUUUGACCAAAAUCUGAACUUCAUGUACAUAGAGGUUGAUAAAGUAACAGAGAGGGAGAAAGUUACUGUCAUGAGCACCAUUAAUCCAACUAAGGACCUGUUGGCUGACUUGAUUGGGUGCCAGCGACUUCCUGAAGAUCAACGUAAAAAAGUACACCAGCUAAAGGACUUGUUGGACCAGAUCCUAAUGUUGGACCCAGCUAAGCGAAUUAGCAUCAACCAGGCCCUGCAGCAUGCAUUCAUCCAGGAAAAAAUUUAAAUGAGAUGAAGAAACUCCAAGGGUUUGAGUAAUUAAAUACAAAGACUGAAGAAAUUUCACAGCAGUUUAUUAUUAAUGUAUAUAAACUUAUAAAUAUUUCUGCAGCAAAUUUGAGGAAGCAUGAUAUAUUUGAAUUAACACCAAGGGUGAUAUUUCUUUUAGAAAUGUUAGUUAAUCUGUUUUGUGUCUUAUGUGAAAUUUCACUGUAGAAAUGUUUUAAUUGCCAAGACUGCACAAAAUUACAGUGCUAAUGUAUAUGGUUGCAGUUCACAUAAAAGACAAAAAGCAUCUGUUAUGAGUAGCAGUGCUGGGUGGUUGAUUUGUUUUUAGCAGACUUGGCUUCAGUUUGGUCUUCAGAUACAAUGGCCAGCAUAAAUGCUGUUUAUAUUCACGUUUUCCUAGGUGUGUGUGUGCAGGCCACAGCAGCAUGCCCUUGGUGUAGUCAGUGCCGAAGGGAGUCUGUUCCUUCUUGAGCCUGCCUGCAGGGAUGUCUCCUCUUUUAAAGCAGGUUGUGUACAACAUUCAGUACACUGAAGGCAUAAACCUUCCACUCUUGAACAAAGCAGCUGCUUUUUAAAAGCGAGAAAAAGGAAAACGGGGCACAGGCCAUUCGACGCCUUCUCCAAGGGGUCUGAUUUGCUGAGACACCAGCUUCACCUUCUUAACAAGGCACCUAAUUACAACAAGCAUGCACAUUUUGGUGCAUUCAAGAAUGGAAUAUCAGAAUAGCAGCAUUCUCCUGGUGGGUUAUGCUCCAUUUAAAGACAUGAAAUGAACUACACAGCCAGGAAGGUGAUAGAUGAGAUAAUACGCCACCUAUGAACCUACACCCGUCUCCUCAUGGUUAGACUUACAGUAAACACACGGUGAUUUCCAGCUCCAGGUGCAGCUCGCUGGAAGACGACGGCAGCCAGAAGACAUGAGCCAAGGUUUCUGUCCCAUGAAAGAUCCUUUCAGUUCUCAUUUAGUGUGUGUCUGAAUUGCAGUUUCAGCAGUAUAGUUUGAGUUCCAUUGCUGUCGUAUUAGAGAGUGCUGUUGUGCCCAUCUGUGAAGUGCUCCUUGUGUAUCAUAGUUUCUGCAGCUACACCCUUCCUCGAAAAUAAAAGAGCAAGUUUAGUCACAAAAAGCCCACAUUUCAUAGUGGUUAGUGUUAGGUCCUAAAGAUCACUAAGAAAACCAUAGCUGCCAGGUUAGUGUACAUUUUAAAGUAAUUUGCAAAUUGGGUGUGGUGGCCACACCUGUGACCUCAGCACGCCUAACGGAUGUGGGGUUCAAAGUCUGCCUGGCCUAUAGGAGCGCCUCUUUUUUUCCUAAAUGCUUUGGCUUUAAGCAAGUGCUUAAAUCAUAAGAGUAACCUAGGAUUUUAACAAGCUGGUCAACUCCUUUAAUAGCUGUCCUUUGUCUUAGUCCUUCAUGACCAGCUUUUUAAUGUCAGAGACAUAAAAUAGUAAUAGGUGUUGGGGAGGUGAGGAAGGUGGUACCAUGCCAUCACUUUCCUCGACCUUAGAGGAACCGGGUGAACUGCAUUAGAUAACCUUCCUUCAGCCCGAUGUGUUAACGUCACUGAGGUAGAAGUUUGGAGUUAUAUAGGACUGUUCUUAGGUUGAGGUCAGUUGUGAAUGAUCCUGUUUGACAGACCUGUGUUUGUGUUUCUGAUUAGCUGGAAAGUUUUCAGGUGGAGCUGACAGGAAGUUUAAGCUUUCAUACUUUAUGACAGAAAUGACAAGUGAUCACCAAACCUGAGGUUCAGAAAACUUUUUUGUUGUUUAGAAAAUUUUUAAAGCCAAAUUUGUGUUCUUUUAAGGAAAUAAAUGAUACCAAGAUACAUGGAUAUUCAUGUGAUCAUUAUAUACAUGGGCAAUUAGUCCAAAGACCUUCUAACACUAUUCUGGGCAGUCCAUGCACACACCUUGAAGAGGUUUCAGAAAACUCUUAAGCAUUUUUUCUGAGGUUAAAGGAGGGACAGCCAGCCAGGAAGCAUCCAUCAUAGAUGUUAGGUCUCUUGGCUACUUUCUCAAGGACCUUCAGAUAUGAGGGAGUUGGGCAGUUCUGAACAGGAGCAGCAUUUUGUUAUAAACAGUGACCUUCCGUGUUUGUAUUUACGCUGACAUCCUGAUUAACAAUGUUCUGUUUCUUCAUUCCCAGUGGCUACUUCCUCAGCUAUUUUAUUUUUAAAAUACAAUGUGAUUUUUAUUUUACCAUUGCAAUUACCAUCUUUUUUUUUUUCCUAACAAGACUAAAUACUCAGGACAUUUUUGGAAUACAAAAUGCAUACUUUAUGGUAUAUAGCAGAGUUAGUGAGAUGUAAUGUAAUGUUUUCAUUCUGACCCCAGGUUGGCAUUUCUCCUCGUCUACUCUAGCAGCUUAGGUAGGAAUAGACUUGGAAAUGAAACAAAGGAAUUACAUGUAUUAAAAUUAAAUUAUUUAGGGAGUGUUUAUUUUCUAGAUAAGAUUGGACAGUGAGAUGUGACAUUAUAUAUGUGAUUUUCCUUUUUAUGAUAGGAUUUGGGCCCUAUAAAUAUUCUGUGGCCAAUAUAUAUUCGACAUGACUUUAUUCUCCUACAUGCGAUCUCCUAAUAUAAAUGUUCACUGCAAAUCAUUUGUAGUUUUUCCACGUCAGUGCUGUAUGCAAAGUUGACUAAGGUUUGAGGUUUUUUUGUUUUUUGUUUUGUUUGUUUGGGUUUCCUUGACAUCUCAUUGUAGCAUCCUUACUGUUUCUUCUUCUGUAUAUAGGGUAAGGGACUGUUCUUCUGAGGAACCAUUCAUUUAGUGAUGAAGAUACAGAAGCUGCUCUGAGGAAAUGUUGUGUAUUCUAAUUGUUCCUGAUAUCAUUUGAGUUGUAACUUACAUUGUAGCAGCAAAUGAUCCCAAACAACUUAAUAGGAAGCUUAAUAAAGUGUGCCUCUUGCUACCA